AAAAAAAUUAAAAAGCGACGAAAAUGCAAUUGUGUGCCUCCUCCCUCCUGGUGGUGCAGGGAGAGGGGGGAAGGCAGCAAAUGCUGGGCGCUGCGGCUGCAGAGCUUUCGGUGGCGAAUUCUUUUUUUAAUUUAAAAUGCGAAGGCACCGGAUGGAGCCUGACGCGCAGGCACGCGCACACACACACACACACACAUACACACUCACACUCAGAGGCAGAUUUUUGUGUUGCUGAGUAUUUGGGGGGGGUGCUUGCCCGUGACAGCGGGCUCCAGGGCCCCGAGGGGGUGUGGGGGGCCGCUGGGCGGACAGUGAUAGGAUUAGGGGUCAAACGCCCGAAGUCCUCGCGGGGCCGCGGCUGGGGAGGCAGCAGGGGACGGCGACUUGGCAUUGGGGCUGCUUUGCACGCAGGGUUCCUGGUGAGCAGAGUGGCUUUGGAACAUGUCGCAGUAACAUGCUUAAAAUUCUUGACAACUGCUCAAUAAACGGCUAGUUUCAUUUUCCUCACCCCUCCCCUUCCUGCCCCUGCGUGUUUAUUUUGACUUGGGGGGGGGGAGUAUCAGGGGCCGCGUCAGGCCUGCAGAAAUCCACGCUCCAGCCCACAUCCACAGCGAAGCAGCUUUGGGUGCAUGAAGACAGAGCAGGGCCUGUGUCAUUCCCACCUGGAGGCCGCCGCGCUGGCUCAGUUUUUUUGACGCCAUGUCCCCCCCUUUUCCCUUGGAAGAUAUAACACGUGGGAGCCCGAGGAGAACAUCCUGGACCCCCGGCUGCUGAUUGCCUUCCAGAACAGGGAGCGGCAGGAGCAGCUGAUGGGAUAUCGCAAGAGAGGCCCGAAGCCCAAGCCGCUGGUGGUGCAGGUGCCUACCUUUGCCAGGCGCUCCAAUGUGCUGAGCGGACUCCAGGACUCCUCCACGGACAACCGCAGUGCCAAGCUGGACCUGGGCGCCCAGGGCAAGGGCCAGGGGCACCAGUACGAGCUCAACAGCAAGAAGCAUCACCAGUACCAGCCGCACAGCAAGGAGCGGGCGGGCAAGCCCCCGCCACCCAGCAAGAGCAGCAAGUACUACUACCAGCUCAACAGCAAGAAGCACCACCCCUACCAGCCGGACCCCAAGAUGUACGACCUGCAGUACCAGGGCGGCCACAAGGAGGCGCCCAGCCCCACCUGCCCGGACCUGGGUGCCAAGAGCCACGCGCCAGAUAAGUGGGCCCACGGGGCGGGGGCCAAGGGCUGCCUGGGAGCACCCCCUGCCGAGGCCCAGGACGAGCCCGAGGAGCCGCUGAGCGAGUUCAAGCCCUUCUUCGGGAAUAUAAUUAUCACCGACGUCACCGCGAACUGCCUCACCGUCACUUUCAAGGAGUAUGUGACGGUGUAG
This is a messenger RNA of Myotis davidii, 1376 nucleotides long. RefSeq names its product chromobox 4 (gene CBX4). The transcript has 4 exons. NCBI's taxonomy places the organism in Eukaryota, Metazoa, Chordata, Mammalia, Chiroptera, Vespertilionidae. The record is from RefSeq and is a predicted model, not a curated record. Bases 810 to 1376 code for a protein of 188 amino acids. Gene Ontology annotation, biological process: negative regulation of DNA-templated transcription.